Molecule: messenger RNA, 5594 nt
Organism: Siniperca chuatsi (mandarin fish)
Lineage: Eukaryota; Metazoa; Chordata; Actinopteri; Centrarchiformes; Sinipercidae
Exons: 2
Coding region: 63-4022 (1319 amino acids)
Source: RefSeq, a predicted model, not a curated record
CUUGUUCAGGCUGGUUAGCAUGAUCCUUGUGUUUUUUGGACAAGGGGGUGCAUGGGUGAAACAUGGCCGCCGUAGACCCAUCGGAGUCUCCAAAACGACAGAAAUCCCCUACGGAGGAGGUGGAAACAUCUGGAGAGAAGACCGAGGCGGUGGAGUCGGGAUGCAGCUUAAAGCAGAAAGACGAAUCAACACCUAAUAAAACCGAGGAGAGUCCCGACGAUGAGCAGAGAGCCAGUGUUGGCAACGACGGCGGUUGUGUUGCCAGCCAUUCCGAGGUUAGUGUCGAGUCCGGUGCUGGAGCAGACAAAACGACAUGCAAUUCACCGGAGGACAUAACAUCGGCUGAAAAAAUGACCGAGACUCCUGGCAGCGACCAGCGGGCUUUCGACUGGUCCGAAACUGAAGACGACGAUGAAGAGGCGAAAACACACAAGGAGGAAAAUAAUAAGUGUGACCACCAUAAUGUUACAAAGAGUGCUGAAGAGGUGCAUCAGGAUACACAUGUUGAUGAUAACAUUAGAGCUGAUGCAGAGGAGAUUCAUGAGGAGGAAAACUCACAUUCAGAUGAGAAGGAGCCGUUGGGAGAAGUCGACGGAAUAGAGGACAUGGUUGAAAAUGAUGAAGAUGCAGACCGAGUGGAGGACGCUGAUUCGAUGGCUAAGCCAAAAAAGUGCCGUUUGGUGUGCAAGGAGUGCGGGAAGACGUUCAACCGGCGCGAGACAUUCAACCUUCACCGCCACUUUCACGCACACGAGGAUGAGCUCACGCCCCUCACCUGUAAAGAAUGCGGCCUUACCUUUCAGCACCGCAGCAGCCUCAUCAAACACAGAAAUGAACAUAAAGAGAAGGAGGAGCAACUUGUUACUCCAAAGAAGGAGAUGCAAACAAAGGAGGAGGGUAGUUUUGAAUGUGCGGAAUGCGAGAGGAUCUUCUCUACGGUGGAUAAGCUGAGGGACCACAACUGCUGCAAUACAGUAGAAAAGCCUUACCACUGCCCCCUGUGCCGCCAAGAGUUCCAGUUCAAGGUGUCUGUCACUAAGCACAUGAUGACCCAUUCCAAGGAGAGCAUCUUUACAUGCCAAGAGUGCAGUCAAAUUUUCCCAAACACCAUGGCCCUGCGCUACCACCAGCGAUGUCACACCGCCCUGAAACCCUAUGAAUGCCCAGAGUGCGGCAUGGUUUUCAAACACUACUCUGUCAUGGAAGACCACCGUCGCAAGCACACAGACAACAUGCGCUCUCACCUGUGCAACAUCUGUGGUAAGACCUUCAAGUAUAGCAGCCUCCUCCAUCAGCAUCAGUAUCUGCACACAGGCCAGAAACCCUUCCGCUGCCCUGAAUGUGGUAAAAAAUUUGCCUUUGCCCAGAACAUGAAGGCACACUGCCGCCAGCAUAGACUGCGUGAAACCAACUCUUCUGCUGAGCAGCCCAGCAAGCAAGCCCCUGUGACCAUACAGGAGGCAGGUAGAGGGCCGGGAAAAGAGAACGCGCACCAGACCGAGGAACCGAAACGCACAUUCAACUGCCCCCUUUGUCCCCAGACCUACUGGGCACCAGCUAACCUGAGAGCCCACAUGCUUAUUCAUGAGGCCGAGUAUGAGAAGCUGGAGAGAACCCCCAGACCCCCAAGUGAGAUAAACAAGUACUGGGAAAAAGGACACACCUGUCCCCACUGCCCAUGUGUUUAUCGUGAUGAGUCCAGUUUAAAUGUACAUAUGUUAAGUGUCCACAAGUCUGUAGCACAAUAUUUAGAAAAGGUGGCAGCAACACCUAAAAAAGAAUUUACUCCAUUACGCAGUGAUAAUGUGCAGGGGAAAUGGAGAAGCGAUGGCAUCAGUAUUAAGUCGUACAAAUGUUCUGAGUGUGGAAAAACUUUCCGCCACCGCUCAGUGUUAGAGCUGCAUAUGCGCAUACAUUCCAAGGACAAGCCUUACCAGUGCAAAGUGUGUGGCAAGGGCUUUAGAUUCAGUAGCUACUUACAGCAACAUCUCAUCAUCCAUACAGGCAAGAAGCCAUACAAGUGUCCCGACUGCGGGAAAGACUUUGCCUUCCUGCAGAACAUGAAAACACAUCAAAAGCUGCAUCAGGAAAAACCGUUCCGCUGCACCAGCUGCCGCAAAGGCUACAGUGAUGAGACCCAACUGCAGCACCAUAUGUUGUCACACAAUGGUGACAAACCUCAUAAGUGUGACCUGUGUGACAAGAGCUUUGGUUUAGCCUAUCUGCUCCGUGAUCACAUGAACACACACACAGGAGAGAGACCUCAUCGCUGCGAUGAGUGCCACAAAACCUUUUCCUGGUUUAGCAGCCUGCUAGUACACCAGAAGAUCCAUGCUCGAAAACGCCAGGGUUUCAGCCAGUAUAAUUCUUUCCCAAUGGGUGCUAGGAUGAGAGGCAGGGGUAGCAGGGGGAGGAGAGGAGGGAGACUCAUGUGGGGCUGGUCUAGACCAUUAGGAGGCUCAGGGAUGGUUAGCUCUCAGCCCUCUCCGUAUCCAGUUUCUGCGCUGAGAGAUGCAGAGUUGCACAGAAGGGCAAUCCAGCCACAGUCUUCCACGCUCUCAUCUCGCAUGGAUUUACAAGGCAGACAGCAGAAGGAGCCGUGGCUAGCUGAGCUACACCCUCAACCGGUGCAGUGGAAGGUGGACGGUGGAGAGGUAAUGCCUGUCCCAUCGUCACAGCAGCAACAUGCACUUCCACUGCAGACACGGUAUGACAGCCUACCACAGCCAGUCCUACAGCAGCACCAUCAGAGAAGUCCAGGCUGGGCAGAUAGCCCUUCGAUAACUCAGUCAGGCCCCACAUCUGCUCAGAGUUCAGAGUCAUCACACAUGAAAGAGAGUGCCGCUUCUAUUGUCAGCUCCCUCCUGGCAGCUGUGCCAAAAAAAUCCAGCCCAUCAGUAGUGAGUGAGAUGGAGCAGCACAGGCAGCCCAAGCCUGUUACUUGGAGUAACACACCCACAUCCACGGUGCUAGCUUCCACAAGCUCUUUGCAACAUGAUUUUUCUGUUCCGUCCUACAUAGAUGGGGCAGCUCUGUGGAGUGUCAGACCUGCUCUACCAGCAAAUUCACGGGGCUCUCCAAAUAAGCUCGGUCAAGAGCUUCAGGUGCCAAGAUGGCCAGGUUCCCCAGUGUCAACACAAAAGGAGCCACCCACACCUCCUAAAAAAGAGGACAGUAGAGUGUGGGACAUGAGUAAUCCUCAAGUAAUACCGUCGACUGUUAGCCAGCCAGAGAAGCCAUGGAAUGGCUGUGAGCUGCAAAAGCAGUGGGCUUCAGGCUUAGCAGGUGCAUCCACCUCAGCUCAAAUAGACCAAAGCAGUGCUAUGCCAGUUUCAACUCCUGUUUCCCACGGGGUAGGUAGCACCUUGUGGGACAUACAAACGCCGCCAGGAAUUCCAAAGACUAUAAACUAUAACUCCCCUGAUAAAUUAGUAAAUAAUCAAGAUUUUCAAAAGCAGGUGUCAUCUGGCUGGGCCAAUGUACAGAGUCAGACAGCGACACAGAAGGUUCCCAUCUCCAUUCAAUACGAGCCUCAUCGUUUUGGGCAGGGGUUGGGAACGCCAGUAUGGGGCUUCCAAAGUAAUCCCGUUGGUCCUCAAACGCUGCUCACUGGGCAACUCAAACCAGGGAAUGGACAGGAGCUGCAGCAACAACCAAUGGUAACGGGCACUCAGAUAAUCAUAAAUCAGCCUUCUCCUUUUUUCUCGCCUCCACUUGCUCCGCUCCCUCCUCUUGCUUUGCCAGGCCCUCACCCUCUUCACUCUGUCGCAGUUGGUGCACUUCCAAGAGCUCCACACCCAAAUAUUUUUUUCACACCACAGGCAGUCAUGAGCGAGAGGCCACACAUGCCACAGACCCUGCCCCUACCUCAGCUUGCCCCACGGACAGAACCUCACAAACUUGGACCCCGUUUGCCUUUUGCCCCAGAACGGCUUCUCCAGUGCAUGAUAUGCGGGUGCUCUCUUCCUCGGGAGCUGGAUCUACAAAUGCAUUACUUGCAACAUGCACAAGGAGAGAUUUGACAUUUCUACACUAGCAACAAGACUUAGUUACGUUUUUUUUUCCUUUUUUUUUUCUGUCGAACCUCAUUUAUUUGACCCUCAGUCGUGCAGUUUGACCAGUGAAGUGGAUGGGCAUUAGAAACAAAAAGAUAAAAGUGAAACUUGAUUUAGUCUGCACGUUUGAUUUGAAGUCUUUCAGCUCCAAAUUAGACUGCACAGUGUUGUUUGUAACAGAGGGUGUAUACAUGUGCCAUUACAUUACUUUCUCUUGUCUUUUUAAAUGCAUUUAGGUUAUCCAAAUACUUAACUGGUUUAAACAACUUCUGAAGGGUGCAGAUUAAUGAGGUUUUGCGGUCUACAUUUCAUUUAUUACCAAUGACAUUUAGAUUUAGAUAAUAUUAGUACUUUUAUAGUUCUGUUCAUAUGUCCUGAACCAUUUGAACUGUGUUUCUUCAUGUACAGUAUACUGUGUGCCUUUUAUGAGUACAGUCUGCAUGUCUGCUGUCUUGGUAUUCUAGGCCUAGUUUGUGCUUAAGGUAGACUCAACAAUGUGACCUCACUCCCAAAACACAGAGCAACUCUUUCUAAGAUACUAUAAAGAAAUGUAAGUUUUUGCUUUUGAGGAGGGUAGGGGCAGAUUGUUGGGCUCAUACAUUACAUGUGUCAGAACAUACAAUGGAAAGCUGACUACAUACAAUGUAACCCUGUUAGGAAGCACUUGUAUUCAGAGGGCCAUUGGCCAGGUCCAGAUAUCUCAUAAGUAAAGUUCUCAUCAUGAUAAUUUGGUCAAAGCAAAAGUAUCUAAACAACAUGUGAUGGUUACAUGUAAAGGUCAUUUCACAGUGAGUUUUCUGUAAAUUUAACUUGAGUGAUUAAAGGGAACUGGGAGAAAGUAGCGUCAUUACACAAUUAUUGAUGACACUGUUGUCAAAUAGUGAAUUUUGUAAUAAAUCAAACUUAGAUUUAUGUGAUGUUUUGUCAUUAAUAUUUUUUACAAUGGCAAGACAAACAUGAAAGUGAUGAUAUAAAAUGUAUGUUUUGCUCCAGUCGGUCCAGUGAACUUCAGCAGAUUUAUGGCAAUGUGUCAUGACUGAUAUACUUGAUAAUUAGAUUUUAAACUGAUUGUGGGUGGCAGUACUUAGCACCCACUGUAAACUUAUGAGUGCCAUGUAAUGUGUAUCUCUUAUCAGAAUGACUAUUUCAGAUUGGAAUUUCAGUCCACUUUUGAGUACACUUCAAUGUAAUUUAUUUUGUGAAUACUGAAUGAUUUCAUUCCUUAUCUGUAGAUUUAGUACAGAAUCCCAUCUCCUCUGUUAUGAUAAUGGGCAUUUGAGUAGCUUUGGUGGCCCAAUUAGUGACUGAAAAUCUUCAUACUACUGUAAAAUAAACACACAGCCUGUUUGUAAAAAAAAAAAAAAAAAAAAAAACUAAACUAAAAAAACUAAGAACCGUCCCUGUGCGUCUUAACAUUCAGCAUCUUAAUAUUCGAACAUGUGCCCUUCUACCUCUAUCCACUGUUUUAGCAUGGAAAGAAAUAGAAAUUUCCCAUGAUGUCUACAUAUUGGAUUGAAUAAAACUUGCCUUUGAUGAUAA